Molecule: messenger RNA, 761 nt
Organism: Salvia splendens (bonfire salvia)
Lineage: Eukaryota; Viridiplantae; Streptophyta; Magnoliopsida; Lamiales; Lamiaceae
Product: protein THYLAKOID ASSEMBLY 8, chloroplastic-like
Exons: 1
Coding region: 27-713 (228 amino acids)
Biological process (GO): chloroplast organization; Group II intron splicing
Molecular function (GO): protein binding; RNA binding
Source: RefSeq, a predicted model, not a curated record
UCACAAGCGACCAAAUCCUCCACUAAAUGGCCGCCUACGCAAACUCAAACCUCACUCUCUUCUCCGCCUCAUCCUCCGCCGACGGCGCCGCCACCAUCCGCCGCGUCGCCACCGUGCGCUGCGGUCCGCGCGACAACCGCGGCCCGCUCCUCAAAGGUCGAAUCCUCAGCACCGAAGCCAUCCAAGCAAUCCAAGCCCUAAAGCGCGCGUACCGAUCCGAUCCGGAGAGCCUCCCCACGCACGCGCUCCGCCGCCUCAUCAAAUCCGACCUCACCGCCGCGCUAAAGGAGCUGCUCCGCCAGGACCAGUGCACCAUCGCCGCCGUGGUGUUCUCCGUCAUCCAGUCCGAGUACGGCGCCGACCUCAACGCGUACGCCGAGAUGGUGGUGGCGCUGGCGCGGAAGGGAAUGGCGGCAGAGAUCGACGCGCUGGUCUAUCGGAUGGAGGAGGAGGCGCCGGCGGGAAUCGUGCGCGGCGAGAGCAGGGGGCUGCUGAGAAUGGUCAAGGCAUUGAUCAGCGCGGAGAGGAAGGAAUCGACGGUCAGGAUUUACGAGAUGAUGAAGAAGAGUGGGAUGGGGUCCACGUGGGAGGUGGAUGAGUAUUUGGGGAGGGUUUUGAGCAAAGGGCUGAGGAGAUUUGGGGAGGGAAAAUUGGCCGAUGAAGUUGAUUCAGAAUUAGUGAGGUUGUACAAGGCCAUUUUUAUCAAAUCAUGACUUCUAUUGUUUCUGUUUUACACUUCUUUUCAUCGAAAAUACUACAAA